This is a messenger RNA of Quercus robur (English oak), 2332 nucleotides long. RefSeq names its product F-box/kelch-repeat protein At3g06240-like. Gene Ontology annotation, molecular function: protein binding. The transcript is spliced from 3 exons. The record is from RefSeq and is a predicted model, not a curated record. The coding region runs from base 163 to 2151 and encodes 662 amino acids. Lineage: Eukaryota; Viridiplantae; Streptophyta; Magnoliopsida; Fagales; Fagaceae.
UCCUCUCACAAUUCACAAACAAUCCCGCCACCCGCAAGUGUCAAAUAUUUUAUCUUUAGCCUUCUUUUUGUUGUCCUUCUUCCCGGCAAACGGAAACAAAACCCUCUACAGUCUGUGCAUUUUGUACCAAGACUUCAUUUGGCUGAGGCUGACAAAGAAACAAUGUCAGACUAUUACCCAAAUGUUAUUAUCUUCGAUAUCCUGUCACGGCUGCCGGUGAAGUCUCUCAUCAGAUUCAGGUGCGUUUCUAAGUCCUGGUUCUCUUUAAUUUCCAGCCAUGACUUCAACACAGAGCACCACAAUCGGACUCUCUCAAACACCACCAAAGACUCACCCUACCUUCUCUUUAGUCAUUACGAUCUAAAAAUGAAGAAAGUGCGCUUCGCUUUUCUCUCUUCUGAUGAUCCAUUCCCUCUUAAACAUUUUUCCAAACACAUAGACUGCAAGCUGAAGCUGGGUGUCAGCGAUGGCGGCCCAAUCCCAGACCCUCCCAAUCGGCGUAUUCUUAUGAAACAAGCGGAAAAGAGAGGGUUUUUCGCAUACCCAUCAGAUUUUGUAGAGUUACCUUCCCCAUACCAGAGCCCUAUGAACAGAUUGUUCAUAGCUGGUUCAUGUAAUGGCCUAGUUUGUCUGGCGGAUGUUGCUCCCAGUGGCGACCAUGUCGUUUUACUAAUUCUCUGGAACCCUUCUAUACGUAAAGCCAUAUCCCUUCCUCCAAGCCCUGUUGUUAAUGUCCCAGUUUUUUAUAAGGCUGUGGACCAUCUGGGGUUUGGCUAUGACCCCAUAACUGAUGAUUACAAAUUAGUGAGACUUGUGUACCUUCAAGGUGGCUUUAGUCAUAAUGAAUAUGAAACAGAUCCACCCACAGUUCAAAUUUAUACGCUUCGCACUGGUGCGUGGCGCACCAUUCCCGGCCGUGGUUCUCGGUUUAUAAUUGUAGAGAAGUUCUCUUUGGGGUUUGUGAAUGGAUCAGUACACUGGUUUGCGGAGGACGAUAAUGACAGUGACGAUGAUGAUGAUGACGAUGCCAUGGUACGCAAUAUGAUCAUCUCAUUUGACAUAAAGGAUGAGGUUUUUCAUGAAAUGGCUGUGCCUAAGUGUCUUGAAGGAAGGUUGGAAUUGAAGAUGAAGGUCGCGGUGCUUGGUGGGUUGCUUGCACUUGUCCCCUGUAACACUGAUCUAGAUUUUUCAGUCCCCUGUUACUCAGUUUGGGUGAUGAAAGAGUAUGGAGUAGUGGAAUCUUGGACCAAACUAUAUGAUAUUAAGGUUGGCGAAGACUUAGAGAGUGUGGUAGGUUUUACAAAGAAUGGUGAAGUUCUAGUGAGUAUGGCUGGAAAGUUGCUUUCUUUCAAUCCCAGUAGCCAACGAACUUUGAAUGUUCACAUUCAUUCUGAAUAUGUGUCAUUUUAUUUGGAUACUUACAUGGAGAGCCUUGUCCUAUUGAAUGUGGAAGAUGGUGUUCUGCGAAAGCAGGCAAAUUCACUGAGUACUAGUAAUGGAAGAGGUGAACAUGAAGAAAAACGCAAGAUAAGGUUGGGGUCAGUUUUAAGUAAGCAGGAAAAGGUAAAUCCUAAAGCAUCAAACUUACAGAAGAAUGGAUGUUUGAAAGCCCUUCAAAUUUCUUCUAACACACCAGCCCCAAACAGGGAGGAAAAGCGUGCCCUAGAUGAGGAAUCUGCCAAUAAUGGUGUUCCUAUUCACUUGGAUAGUGAUGGUUGCUACACUCCAAACAUGGACAGUCUACCUCAGACUGUGAAUGAUACAAAUAUUGAGAACCAAAUCCAACAUGCUAAAAAACGUCCCAUCCAAGAUACAAGUGGCAAGGGGAAGAAGGUUGCCAAGAAAGAGGAUAGGAUAAGUGAGGUGACUACUAUAAAGGAACAUACUGCAAUGACAACAGAAAGGUUUCAUGCUAGAAGGGGAAAGGCAAGCAGUAGCUUUGAGCAUUUUGCUCAAUCAGUCGGUGGUGGUGAUCCUUACUCCCUAUCGAAAGCUAUUGACGUCCUAAAUCAGUACGAAUACCUUGAUAACUACUCAUAUGUUAAGGUCACCAAGGUUCUUCAACAGAAAGAGGAUAGACUGGUGUUCAUGGGCAUGCCAGAGCAUAGGAGGAAGGCAUGGAUGGAGGAAAUUGCGCACCCAAAGGAUUGAUUACAUUUGUUGUUGUUUGGUUAUGUAAUUUGGUUUUCAUGGAUUUAGAUGUACUGUUUAAAACAUAUGUAUUGUUUCUUGAACAAACUUGGAUUGUUGCUUAUUUUCUUGCUAAGUUGAACACUUCUAUAUUUAUGUUAUUUCUUGCUAAAUGUAGUGAACUUUGCGCGUUGGUUUGUCA